AUGUCGUACCAAAUCGCCUACAAUACCUCGCUUGCCCCGGCCCGCGCAGCGGCAAUCGUUGCUUUCAUGGAAGACUUCUAUCGCACCAGCGAUAACGAAUCCUUGCAUGAAAAGUACGUCGAGAGCUUCACGGAUGAUGCGACAGUCAUUAUAGGAUCAAAGCAAGCCAAAGGCGCAAGUGAGAUCCUGCCCUUCCGACACGGACUAUGGACUCAAGUCGUCUCUCGCAAGCAUACUCCAACCCGCAUCUUCUUUGGCGGCGAAGACGAGAUUAUGCUGUAUGGGGGCGUCACCUACCGGCUCAAGGCUGAUCCCGAGACUGACGUCUACGUGCCCUGGGCAGGAAGAGUCGUCUUUGCACCACAGGAGAAAGACACCGGGGUCAAGAUGAAGUUCUAUCAUGUGUACUUGGAUCCUUCGGCCCAAUCUGGUCGAAAGUAA
Molecule: messenger RNA, 441 nt
Organism: Penicillium chermesinum
Lineage: Eukaryota; Fungi; Ascomycota; Eurotiomycetes; Eurotiales; Aspergillaceae
Exons: 3
Coding region: 1-441 (146 amino acids)
Source: RefSeq, a predicted model, not a curated record